AUGCUGCGCUUCUCAUCCCCACCUUCUCUGCCGUUGUGUCUGAGGUGCUGGUCGUCAGCGCUCGAUCACCGUGCGGCCUGCAUCGAAACUCACAGGCGUGGCACACAAAAAGCGUGGAUGUUUGUAACGCACGGCAACGGUACCUCGAGACCCUUUCAUCGAAUCUGUUCCGUCUUGCCCUCUCUCUCUCUCUCUUCCUCUCCAUCUCUUUACCCUCAACCUCCACCGCCCGUGGCGGACGUUGGAAUGGGCAGGAAGAAACGCGCGAGUGAUGUGGAGACGACGCCGGAGCUGAGCUUUGUGCAGGGCGGUGUCCUCAACACGAUCAUCGUCAAGGGUGCGGAGGAGAUGCAGCAGAUCGCGGUGGACACCACCGCGUUCCUCGAGGACAAGCGGGUGGUGCGUAGCACGAACAUGGAUCAGGUGACCUUCUCCCAGAAUGCCAUCUUCAAGGUCACCCUUGACUUUGCAGAGGCGAUGCCGUGCAUUCCCGAGACCGCGGUGCGCGAGUCGACCGACUGGAUGCUGCUCAGCUGCACCGGAAACCACGCGCACUACUCGACGGUAGACCAGCGCCUCAUUCUUCAGCAGUGCAAAGCAUCCCUGCAGAGCAACAUACCGGAGCUGGAGUUUCCCGUCUACCUUGUGCUGCGGUUCGACGAUGACGAGUGGGUUGUGGAGCGCAUCAUUCGCUAA
Messenger RNA from Leishmania major strain Friedlin, 696 nucleotides. RefSeq lists its product as hypothetical. Lineage: Eukaryota; Euglenozoa; Kinetoplastea; Trypanosomatida; Trypanosomatidae. The record is from RefSeq and is a predicted model, not a curated record. The coding region runs from base 1 to 696 and encodes 231 amino acids. The transcript has a single exon.